Molecule: messenger RNA, 1701 nt
Organism: Malassezia sympodialis ATCC 42132
Lineage: Eukaryota; Fungi; Basidiomycota; Malasseziomycetes; Malasseziales; Malasseziaceae
Exons: 2
Coding region: 1-1701 (566 amino acids)
Source: RefSeq, a predicted model, not a curated record
AUGUUCCCCUCACACCGCGAGGCGUCGCUGCGCUUCGCGCGCAUGGGCGCUAUCAGCCCCACCACCGCCACCAUCCAUGUGCGCUAUCCGACUCCCCUGCCGCCUCUCUCAGGCCUCUGGGAGUCGGGCAUCGAAGGGUACGACGUCCUGACCGAUGCAGCCAAGAUCAACGAGGAGCCUCUCCGCGUCGUGUGGCGCCGCGUCGUGCGUCGCGACGACGCCGACUUGGCCGUGGCGGCGGUGCGCGACGCGCGCCGCUGGGAGCGUGGGCCCGUGCUCCGCCUCACGAACGAGACCGACUGGACAGCGACUGCCACGCUCAGUGACCUGUGGCCCGCGACGCAGUACGAAUGGCGCCUUGCUUUCGUGCACAACAACACGUUCGCGCCGCUGCCGGAACGCCCCGUGUCGUUUGUUACCUGGCCGGACCCGCGCCUGUCGGCGUACCGAAAGGCCAAGUUCCAGCCGGCAAACAAGACCGACAACGAGCCCGUGCCGUUCGAUGACCCGAACCACUUCAAGUUCGCCACCGUCUCGUGCAUCAAGCCCGACUUUCCCUACCAUCCCGCCCAGUUCUGGGCCUGGAGCUGGCUGCUGCAGACCCUCGGUAUCGGCACUGGCCCCGGCGGCAUUUCGCAACGCAACCGCAUCCGUGGCUUUGAUCUUAUGGCGGACCGGCUCGUCGACCGCGCCGGCGCCCUCCCUGGGAUCCGCUUCCUCCUGGAGCUAGGCGACCUCAUCUACGCGGAUGUGCCGCGCUACGAGGGCCCCGGGAUCCAAUCGUAUCGCACGCUGUACCGCAACCUGUUUGCCUCUGACUCGUUCCGCCGCAUAUACCGCUCCAUCCCUGUCCUGGGCAUCUACGACGACCACGAGAUUGUGAACAACUGGACGGGCGGCGGCUACGGCAGCGAGCGCCCUGACAUCGUUGACGACGUCAAAGUGCAAGAGUCGGCGCCGUCGCCGCCUCCGGGCUUGGCGGGUGGACUGGAGGCGUGGUCUGAGUACGUCGGCGCGGCCAAUCCGGCGCCGCUGACUCCGGGUGAGCACUACUACUCGUUCCGCUACGGCGACUCGGCCUUCUUUGUCAUGGACACGCGCAAGUUCCGCACGCACCCCGACUAUGACGGCGACGAGCGCACCAUGCUGGGCGACGUGCAGCGCGACGCCCUGCUGCACUGGCUGGCGGAUGUCAACCACACAGCCACGUUCAAGUUCCUGAUCUCGUCGGUGCCUUUUACGAGUCUUUGGGGUGGGCCUUUAGACUUGGAUGGCCGUACCGACGGCUGGAGCUUUUACCAAGAAGAGCGCAAGGCUCUACUGGAUGUCCUCGAGUACGUGCCGAAUGUGAUCAUCCUGAGCGGCGAUCGUCACGAGUUUGCCUCCGUGUCGUUCCGCGACAAAGUGAUUGAGUUCAGCACGAGCCCCUUGUCCAUGUUCUACAUACCUAUCCGCACAUUGUCGCAGGAUCACAGCAUCGACCCUCCCGGUGAAGAGUUGCUGCUCAAGUAUCUCCCUGAUGGCCACCACAAGUGGACCGAGCUGGAGCCGGUCCUUAAAGUCUCCGUGCAGGUCGACGGAAAAGAGGCAUGGAAACUCCGUGUGGAAGGACAGCCAGUCCAGCGCCCACCAGGUGCCCUGGGAUCACUGGCACAGACACUCAUGGAGCUUCUAGGCUUCCGAAAGCGGCACUGGUUCUAG